Molecule: messenger RNA, 3384 nt
Organism: Venturia canescens
Lineage: Eukaryota; Metazoa; Arthropoda; Insecta; Hymenoptera; Ichneumonidae
Product: zinc finger protein 774-like
Exons: 3
Coding region: 447-2978 (843 amino acids)
Biological process (GO): regulation of transcription by RNA polymerase II; DNA integration
Cellular component (GO): nucleus
Molecular function (GO): DNA-binding transcription factor activity, RNA polymerase II-specific; sequence-specific DNA binding
Source: RefSeq, a predicted model, not a curated record
AUUGAACCGUUUUGCGAGAAUAUAGUUGAAAUCACGUUGCAAUUCUUUAUCGCGUCGCGGCGCCGACGCAACGCGCCGCUUUACACUUUACACGGUUUGCGCUUGCUGCGCAUCGAACCGUCUACCUAUGAAAUCUAAAACAGUGCUGGUACUGCCAACGUACUGCUCGACCAACGUUUGAUUGACCGAUUUAUCGUUUGAAACAAAACAUAAAGAAUAAAAAAAUUGACGAGAAAUUUUUCAACAUUUCAUUGUGACAAAAUGACGUUUCAACAGUCGAAACAAGCGUACGAAAACAAUAUCAACUGCCAGCAUCGACAUCGAACCUCGUUUGUUUUGCUCCAACGUACCGGCUUUUUCAUCAUACUCCAUAAACAAUCUUCGACCUUCGUGCAAUUUUUAGUGUCUAAGUAUACAACGAUAUCUAGGAAUUGUGGUACUUGGAGAUGCUGAAAUAUGAAAUGAAUGCAGCGACGUCUGUGACCAACCAAUGGAUUCCUCCCAGGAUUUAUCUGGAGCCAGAGUUGCCCAUUAUGCCAGAUGUACCGUUCGUCUCUCCGAAGGAAGAAAAUUAUUAUGCAAAGUCUCUGAAACAUAAACAUUCCAAAAUGGAAGAGAUAAGCGAGCGUAGAUAUUCUGCCAAAAUAAGUUUAGAGGAUGAAAAAACUGAGACACCUGUGAACCAAGUGUCUUUGUCUCAUCCACCAGUGAGAAUAAAUCACAGAGCUCAAAUAGAUGUGAUAGACAUUGAAGAAGGAGAAACAAGCGAUCGGAAGCGUGUAUUGAUUUAUGAAGAGCAACAAACGAAAUUGGUAAUUUUGAAAGCUCUGGAAAGUGGCGAAGUUAGAGAAGUAGCGAAUCAGCUAGUGGAAAUUGUGACAAUGAUUGGAGCACCGCGAAUAAUUCAGAGUGGACAAGGCCGUGAUUAUGCGGAGCAAGUUGUACGAGAAAUUAGAUUGUUGCUUCGAGACUUUUGUGUUGUACACGGAGAUACCUCGAAAAAAACCGAAGAACGCCGAAAUUUUCGGUUUAUCCUGAACACCUGGAUGAAGAAUCAUCCAGGUAGAACCUUGAACGAAGCCCUUAGAAUUGUCCAAGUUAUCGAGAACACAACGACGAAUUCGCGUCACGGCACAAUUCCCAGCCAACUGUUUUUUGGCAGAAACACCUGCGAGGAUCUUCGAAGAACAAUUGGCAUCAAAGGACCGCAAGAAAACUCUUGUCAGAAAACAAAUUCUCAGCUAAAGGAACAAAAUGUACUCGACUAUGGUACUGAGAAAUCAAUAACUGAAAUAAGGAACAAAAAGUCUUCGGAACCGAAUUUAGAUUUAACGACAUUUGGCAAUGUCGUCGACAAUGUAAACAUCUCAUUGAUCGCUCAAGAAAAUACGAAUGACUUUUCAAAAAAAAAAGAUCUCGGAGAAGCGAACAAUUUUUUUAAAUGUGUAAUAUGUCACAAAAAUUACACAAAAUUGGGACAUUUGAGAAACCAUAUGAAAACACACGACCAACGUACGAGCAAUUUUGAUUGUACGAUAUGCCACCAGUCAUUUCGAUCGUCCAGUGUUUACAACAUCCAUAUGAAAAAUUUUCACGAGCAGAAGUUGACAAAAAAUGAGGAUGAAGAACAACAUUAUCGUUUGGAGUCUAAUGCUAAAAACGAAAAUUCAAAAAGCCGGGUGAAAAAAAUUGGUUUGAUUAGCGAAGAAUCGAAAGAGCGAAUAAAGAACAAGACCAACCGAAAAAGAGUCGCUUUGAGAAAUUUAGCAAAAAAACCCCGAAAAAAAAUAGAACCUCGAAAAAAGGGGAUAAAGAGCGAAAGAACGAACAAAUUGAACGACAACUCUCUCCUAGAAUGUAAAUUCUGCAAGCAAACCUUCAACUUUCCGAGCGUUCUGCAGAGACACGUGCGAUCUCACACGAACGAAAGGCCUUACGUUUGCGAAAUAUGCAACAAAAGUUUCAAACAAUUAGGACACCUGAGUCAACACUCGUUGACUCACACGGACUAUCGAUCAUUUCGAUGCACGACAUGCUCGAUCAAGUUCGAUUCUCUCGAAGCUUUGAAGCUUCAUACAAAUUCACAUAAAGAAGAAACGAUGUGUCGCUCGAAAAAAGUUUAUCGUCUGUUCGAGUGCGAUAUUUGCAAAAAAGUAUUUACCACCAAGAGUAUACUGGAGCGUCACAUAUUCACUCACACGCAUGAGCGCAAAUUUGCUUGCAAAAUAUGCGGCAGAAGAUUCAAGCAAGCUGGUCACGUGAAAUCGCAUAUGCUCGUGCAUACGGGCGAGCGAAAUUUCGAAUGCGACAUUUGUACGAAACGUUUCAGUCUCUCGAAUUCGUUGAAGAAACACAUGUACGUUCAUAACGGCGAUAAGCCUUACCAAUGUGAUAUCUGCGGUUCGAGAUUCCUUGAAAAACGUAAUCUCAAUGGUCAUCUUAUGACGCACACCAACGAGAAACCGUUUUCGUGCAAAAUAUGUGGUAAGCGGUACACUUUGGCUGACACUCUUCGACGUCACGUAAGCGCAGCUCACGAAGACGGUCGGACUUACCAGUGCGAAAUUUGUGCCAAAAUGUUCAAGCAACUCGCACAUUUGUCUGUGCACAAAAAAGUUCACAAUGACGAACGUCCUUUCCAAUGUCAUUUGUGCGAGAAAAAUUUUAAACACAAAAACGUUCUGAAAUCACAUCUCGCGAUACACGCCAAUGUUAGACCCUUCGAAUGUGACGCUUGCAAAGCAACUUUCGUCAGAAAAACUAAUUUGCAAACCCACAUUACUUCGGCACACAUGAACGAACGACCAUACGCUUGUACCAUUUGUAACAAGCGCUUCAAACAAAUCAGUCAUCUCAAUGGACAUAUUGUCGUUCACAGCAAUUCAAUGCCCUAUCAAUGCGAUUUCUGUGAUCGCCGCUGCAACAGACUCGAUAAUCUUAAGAAACACAUGAGACUGCACACAAAAAACGUGACGUGAAGAAAAAUAUAUUUUUCUCCAUUAUUUAUAUAAAUUUAUGCGAUAUGCUCACGGCCUCGUUUUUUAUCAUUUCGAACAAAUGCGACGACAAAUAUAUACAUAUAUUUGUGUUCCUUUUUCGAUUGGAUAUCUGCAAACUGUACAUAUUCAAAAUAAUAUUUGUUUAUACCGGAUAUUCUGAUAUCGUGUGUCUUAUAAUUAUGAGAAUAACCAAAUGAAAAAAGAUUCAUACAUUCAUUCCGAAUUAAUUAUUAUUUCUUCAUGCGACGAAAAAUUUGAAGUUUACACGGAAACAGAUCACAAGGAAAGCUCAUUUAUUUUCUAUAAUGAUGCGGGCAUGCAAGUUCGUCAAGCGAUGUACAUUUCUACCAUUACUUAUUAUCAAUAAAUAUUCUAUUGUUUUAAA